AUGGUGAAUGAUGGUGACGAUAUGGUGAAUGAUGGUGACGAUAUGGUGAAUGAUGAUGAUGGUGAGGAUAUGGUACAUGAUGGUGACGAUAUGGUGAAUGAUGAUGAUGGUGACGAUAUGGUAAAUGAUGGUGACGAUAUGGUGAAUUAUGGUGACGAUAUGGUGAAUGAUGGUGACAAUAUGGUGAAUGAUGAUGAUGGUGACGUUAUGGUGAAUGAUGGUGAUGAUAUGGUGAAUGAUGGUGACGAUAUGGUGAAUGAUGAUGAUGGUGAGGAUAUGGUACAUGAUGGUGACGAUAUGGUGAAUGAUGAUGAUGGUGACGAUAUGGUAAAUGAUUAUGAUGAAUGA
Messenger RNA from Hyalella azteca, 348 nucleotides. RefSeq names its product prostatic spermine-binding protein-like. The transcript has a single exon. The coding region runs from base 1 to 348 and encodes 115 amino acids. The record is from RefSeq and is a predicted model, not a curated record. Lineage: Eukaryota; Metazoa; Arthropoda; Malacostraca; Amphipoda; Hyalellidae.